CCCACUACAGCCACAAGCGAGACAAAGACGCUCCCCCAAACCCUCGCUCGCCGGCAAACUCCGGUCGUCGCCCGAUCCCGCCGGCCGCCGCGCCCCUCGCCGGCGGCCACCACCCACCACUCUUGGCCUCGAGACGGGAGCCCAGCCCAAAGUCAGGCUGCGUCGGUCCCCCAAUCCCUACCCCCCUUCCUCCGAUUCAGCACCCACUCGCUCGCCCCCCAUCAAUCAAGGAGCAGGGGGCAGAGAUGGCGGCCAUGGGCGACGACCUGCGGCUGGACUUCGACAAGCUCCCCAUCAAGCGCCUCGAGGCCACCGACGAGGCCGGCAACGAGCACUACCCGCCGGACGGCAGCAGCGAGGCACAGCGGCUGGCGGCGAUCCGCCGCGUCGACUUCUCCUGGGUCGUCGAGCGGGACGCCAAGAAGGCCAAGAAGGCGGCGGCCGAGGACGCCGCCCACAAGGCCUGGCCAUGGCAGGGCCUCCACGAGAGCCUGCAGCUGGCGCAGCAGGAGCUCACCGUCGUCCUCGACCUGAUCUCCGCGGUCGAGGCGAACGAUACCGUGGCCGUGGCGGCGACCAUCUCCAAGCCCAAGCCGCUGCCGGACGAAGUCCUCGUCGACAUGGCCGUCUCCGCCGCCACCAAACUCCAGCGCCUUCGGCAUCUGGGACAGUACUUCAAGCAAUCGGCCAAAACGAUGGAGCAGCAGUUCCAGAAGGAGGCUAGGUUCUACGGCUCAUUGAUCAGGUUGCAGCAGAACUGGAAAGUUAAGAGGCAGCGUGGGAAUGCUCCAGGAAGCAACAGCUUCAUGUUUGAUGUAGUUGACACUUCUCAGUUGGACACGACAGCAAUGUCCCGAUUGUCAUCAUUGCCUUUGGUUCCAAUCGAUCAGGACUCGUCGGGUAUUUUGUCUGUACAUGUCCCACAAAAGUCGUGCCGUUUCUUGAGCGUUCAGUUUCUUGGGGACAGUGCCAGCGGCGCGGAAGGCUACGCUUCCAAAGCGAAAGGUAUCUCAAGCACCACUUCUUCUGCAGCGGAAGAUGAUGCCUCGGAGAAUGAUGAUGUCAAUAAGUCUGUCAAACAAGCGCAUUCCAUUUUCCGCAAUAUCCACAAGUCAAUAUUUGAGGAGCAGGUAUUUGAUAUGGUGAUCCGUGAGACAUUUGUCCAAACUCAAGGCAUCAACGUAACUGGAAUGCGUGAGGAUUUUCUCCAAUUAGCCAUUGGCCAGGAGAGUUUGUUGUGCCUUUCACUUGCGAUUUCUGGACAGGAUAGUGACUCAGAAAUGGUGGGCCAUGAAGAGCACACUAAUUCAGAGGCGAAUCUUGUGUUAGCCACCACCAAUGGGAAGCAGGAGCCUUUAAAAAGUGGCGCCUCAGGGUUUCUUAGCCCGAAAAGUCUGGAGAUUUACCUGCUACAUAUGUUCCAUGACAACAUUCUUAAGAAAGUCAGAGACAAAUAUCGUAAUAUUGUUCGCUACCAGAGUCCUGCUCACACUGCAGAGCCUGCAGGUGAUGAGUGUGGCUUGCUAGGCCAUUUCUGCAUGACAGUUGCUCAUAAAAUAUUUUCAAAUAAAGUGCAGCUGGAGCUGGAGAGUGUGGUUAGCAGGGUUCCGUAUCUCCAUCUGCAGUCCCUUCCUACAUGGCAUUCUCGAACUUCUUCCUGGUCUAUCUGCCUAAGAGUCCCGCAGCCUAUUUUGGCUGCUGACCGACUCACGAAGCCUUCGGACAAUGGUGAGCCUAAAUACAAAUCUUCCAGGACACAGUUCAACACGAAGAUUGUCUUGAAGGAUGGCCAGAUAAGUUUGUUGGGCGAAGGUUCUCCGAGCAUUGCUGGAUCGUUGACCAGGAAGCUCUCGGAUGGGUAUCUGAUAAACAGUUACAGCUGUGACUUGGAGGACCUCCCAACGAUGGUUCUGCAGCAGGUGGCGAGCCAGGUGAUAAGCUGGCUCCACGAGGAGGCGCAGGUCCUGGGGACGAGUGUGACGAGGGACUUUUUAGGUCUCUACUUUGACCUGGACCACGGCGACACGACGCUGGGCCUGGUGGCGCACGUCGACCCAGACGAUGCUUAUGGGUGCGUGUCGUGGUACCUGACGGUGGACCAACCGGCGGAGGAGGACAGGAAGGCGCUGGCGGCGGACGACCCCUGGGCGGAGGAGAAGUGCAGGUUCCUGGGGUACCUGUCCCUGGAGGUGCUCUACUCCACCCUCAUGGACCUCAUCAACCUGUGUGGCACCGGCGCCCACCCGCUGAGAUGAUGAUAGAAGUGUGCAGCAGCUCUGGAUUCGUUUCUUACUGUGCGCACUGACUGACUGAUGCUGGAUCUGGAGUUGUCAGAGGCAUAAGCCGUUGAAUUAAGGAAAGCACGUUGGACUAGUUGGUAGCAUCAGUGAGAAGGUUCCAAAAUUUAGACCUCUUUUUUGGCACCCUAAGGAUAGUUUGUGGGCAAAUCAAUCUGUUACAAGUUGGUACUUGCUCACUGGAGUUGAUCUUAGAUUCAGAAAACACAAGCUAGCACUGUAUUCUCAUACAAUCGAUGUACAUUUGCUUCAGGUCAGACAACAGAAAACAGUUGAAGUCACAUAAUGUAUAUGCCAUCUA
Molecule: messenger RNA, 2598 nt
Organism: Aegilops tauschii subsp. strangulata
Lineage: Eukaryota; Viridiplantae; Streptophyta; Magnoliopsida; Poales; Poaceae
Product: mediator of RNA polymerase II transcription subunit 17
Biological process (GO): regulation of transcription by RNA polymerase II
Cellular component (GO): core mediator complex; mediator complex
Molecular function (GO): transcription coregulator activity
Source: RefSeq, a predicted model, not a curated record